This is a messenger RNA of Mytilus californianus (California mussel), 932 nucleotides long. RefSeq names its product calmodulin-like. Bases 166 to 615 code for a protein of 149 amino acids. Gene Ontology annotation, molecular function: enzyme regulator activity; calcium ion binding. The record is from RefSeq and is a predicted model, not a curated record. NCBI's taxonomy places the organism in Eukaryota, Metazoa, Mollusca, Bivalvia, Mytilida, Mytilidae. The transcript is spliced from 5 exons.
UACCUUUUCAAUAACUGAACGAGAUAAAUUAUGCUUUGAGUGUUAAAUUUCCAUAAGCACACCUCCUACAAUUUACACACUUUAACAGUUAAAAGAGAGUUUGAUAAAGGUUCAAACAUUGAAGCACGUCACUGAAGUAAGGACAAGGAUUUAACUCUCACAAAAAUGGCUGACCAACUGACAGAAGAACAAAUUGCAGAAUUCAAAGAGGCUUUCAGUCUUUUCGAUAAAGAUGGUGACGGUACUAUUACCACAAAAGAACUGGGAACUGUCAUGAGAUCUCUGGGACAAAAUCCUACUGAGGCUGAACUACAGGACAUGAUUAAUGAAGUGGACGCCGAUGGUAAUGGAACGAUAGAUUUCCCAGAAUUUCUAACUAUGAUGGCCCGAAAAAUGAAGGAUAGUGACUCUGAAGAAGAAAUCAGAGAAGCAUUCAGAGUUUUUGAUAAGGACGGCAAUGGUUUUAUAAGUGCAGCUGAACUUCGCCACGUGAUGACAAAUCUUGGUGAAAAAUUAACAGAUGAAGAAGUAGAUGAGAUGAUAAGAGAGGCUGACAUGGACGGUGAUGGACAAGUAAAUUAUGACGAAUUUGUGAAAAUGAUGACGUCGAAAUGAGGGAGAUUAGCCAUGAUGAGACACAAAAACAAUAAACAAAAUUUAAAUAAUAUAUUUAUAGAAUAAAACAGCAUGUGUUCAAAGUUUGUAAUUUGAGCGAUUUUGAUAUUCCUAUCAAUUCUAAUUCUUCAAUAGUCUCUUAAAGAAAUAUUUACUUAAACAAAUUGAAUGUAAUAUAAUGUAAACACCACAACAAAACAUCAUAUAGAAGUACCAUCAAGAAGACGAAUGUUAUUAGCAAAUAUUUUAUUUUGAUUUUCAUGUUAAGGUGACAUACAUGCCUACUAUACUUUGUAACAUAUACUGUUUAGACGAUU